Messenger RNA from Pogonomyrmex barbatus (red harvester ant), 3726 nucleotides. Its product is annotated as transcription factor E2F5. The record is from RefSeq and is a predicted model, not a curated record. Gene Ontology annotation, cellular component: RNA polymerase II transcription regulator complex. Gene Ontology annotation, biological process: regulation of transcription by RNA polymerase II. NCBI's taxonomy places the organism in Eukaryota, Metazoa, Arthropoda, Insecta, Hymenoptera, Formicidae. Gene Ontology annotation, molecular function: RNA polymerase II cis-regulatory region sequence-specific DNA binding; DNA-binding transcription factor activity, RNA polymerase II-specific; protein dimerization activity.
AUUUUUAUUAUAAAGCACAUUUAGCUUAAUAUUUUAUAAUGUGCUUUGAUAAUAUAUUUAUAUCAUAUAAUCAAUCAACACUUAAUUGUAAAAUGAAAAACUUGGAUUAAUUUUGUAUUAGAUAACUUCCUAUAAUGACAACGCAAUAUGUAGUAAUGUAAUAAUGUCAUCAUUUCUUCAUUUACUAUAUAUAAAUUUUCGUGAUUUAAAUUUUUAAAUAUAAUCACAUAAAUGUCUAACAGAAAAUUAAUAGUAUAUCGUAUUAUAUUUGAUUUAUUCGUUCAUGUAUAUUUUCAUAACAAAAUAAUCAAAAAGAUCUAAGAACUAGAAAGAAUCUUAUGAAAAAAAAUGUGAUCUUGUUUAAAAAUAUAACCCAUUAUUUUUAUGGAAUUCUAUCUUUUUUGUAAAGAUGCGUAAUGUUUCUUUUGCGAUAUUAUAUCUCUAUACAGUUGGUAUUACGUGCCAAAUAUAAAUAAGACUAUCGAUAAUUUAAUCGAUUUCAAUGUAAAACAAAAAUACAAUUUUUGUCGGCGAUAAUUUAUAUUCGUUAUUCCUUCAUCGAUUUUCUCAUCACUUUCGAUGCAACGACGUUCUCGGGAGGGACCCGUCGCGCUUUCCGUCCCGCUACAUCCCUGCAGCUGAAUACCCCUCCUUUCGCGAAGGAAGGGACGAUCGUACGCUGAGUUUCGGGCAAGACCAGGCAAGAAACGAGAGGCAUCAGUGUCCGGCAAGAUCGUCGAAAGCGCGUAUGUGCGCACGUACGCGCUUGUACGGUCGUUGUCAAAUUAAUACGUCACUAAAUUGCAUAAUUCGCGAGUGCUGUCUACGUAACGCUGUCCGUUGCCCCUCCAUCCCCCCCCGGUUCCGUUGCCGUGGUAUAGUGAGGCCCGGAUUAAAGGGACCCGGUAUCCGUCGUUUAGAGAGAAAGAGAAAGGAAAAAGGGACAUAGAAGGGGGAAGGGAGGGGAAGAGAAAGAAGGGAAAAACGAGAAGAUUCACUUUGUUCGCCAACACCCCCGAGCAUGGCGGACCGGUAUGGUAAUAGUGCGCUCCGGAAACGCGGGAAUGCGUGCGAGAGUGUCGAAAGUGGCCGAUAACCGAUGUCGCGCAACGUGGACGAGGACGUGAAGGAGAGCUACGGGAAUAUCUCUCGAUACGGCGUUAUCGUCGCCUAGGCGGCGAAUCCUCGGCGACGAAGGAGCGGCCCACGGAAUUUUGGCGGGUAAACCGGACGGAGGCGCGCGAAGUGACCGCCGACGUUUGACGGGAUCAAUUCCUAGCCGAUAACCUCGAUGAGGACGAUUCUCGACGGGAUACAAUGACGCGCGUGAAACGACACGGGGCGCGUUCGUAAUCGCGAUAAUAACGAGCCGAUAUUAUCGGGUGGUUAUCACCGGUUGCCCGUUAAAACAGGGUUAUUCUUUUGAUAUCUUCGCUCGCCCGCGGAGAUUUGCAUGUCAAGUCAAUGUCGUGAUAUCAUCGGGGAACAGCUCGGACGUAUCGGGUAUACGACACGAAGCCUGGUGGCGACGGCGCAACGUGACGCAACGUGACGCGACGCGACGCGACGCGACGCGGCCCUCGCGAGGAAGAGGCGGCGCGGCGACGGUUUUGGCGCGCGUAUUUCUCAGCUGUCGCGUGUGACCGGCAGAUGGCCGGUACGCCGGCUCACGGACACGCCGUUGACACACACACGAACGAUCGACCGCGCUGCCGCUCACCACCGCGGUGAGGGUGCCGCCGUCCGGUUGCGAGCGCGCGCACUUAUGAAAGGUGACGAGGAACGACGCGUCGUCGCCUCGUAAACGCGGACGCGACCCGAGCCGGUUGGUCCGCGCGAAAGUGCCUUCCGCCCAUCUCCAAAGUCCGCCCGAGCCAAUUUCUAUCGUGCCACGGGUGGCGCGGUGCUGAGAGAAACUCGAGAAAUUCUGCGCUAUUUCUGAUACAAUCACAUUACCAGGAUGCCUCGGGUAAGGAGACAAGUGAUCUUGGAUGAUCCAAACAGGCCUGUUACACCAGACAUGGUUGAAACAAAGUUAUUAAAGACCGAGUUCCUGGAUGAUGGUUCCUUGGAUGAAAUACAGCCUCCAAAAGUAGCGGAGGAAACUCCAAGCCCUCAUUUACAGGAUCAUCAGUAUGGACAAACACCUUGUUAUCAGAUAACGAGGAAACCCACACAACCACCACCAAGAGCUGAGAUAUCAGUUCAAGCAGUAAAAAGAAGACUGAAUUUGGAGGUAGGGACAACUGGUCCCAGUCAAUCUGCCUUCAAAGCACCCAGAGGGAAACGUAGAAGAUCUGGCUCGAAUUCUUUAACUGGUCAUACACCUACCAAAAGUAAAACUGUAGAAAGGACACGGUAUGAUACGUCUUUGAGUUUGCUCACAAAGAAAUUUAUUCAUUUAGUCGAGAGCAGUCAAGAUGGUGUGGUGGAUUUGAAUGUAGCGUCAGAGAAGUUGGAGGUACAAAAACGUCGUAUAUACGACAUUACUAAUGUUUUAGAGGGCAUCGGUAUCUUAGAGAAGAAAAGUAAAAACAAUAUCCAAUGGAAGGGCGGUCAGUUACCGAACAAUCGGAAUGAUAUCGCUAAUCUUAGAAGAGAGGUUGCAGAUUUGGAAGCUAAAGAGAACACUUUAGAUCGAUUGCUUCACGGUGCUGACAAAAACCUGCGCGAGCUUUGCGCGGACAGACAAUACGCUUAUGUGACGUAUCAUGAUUUACGUUCAGUCCCAAUGUACAAAGACCAAGUUAUUAUGGCUGUGAAAGCCCCGCCGGAAGCAACCCUCCAUGUUCCACAACCGCUUAAUAACUUUGGUCAACAAAAGCUUCAGAUGCAUAUGAAAUCGGAACAUGGAGAGAUAGAUGUGUUUCUAUGUCCUGAGGAUCCCACAGUCAAAACGUUACCCUAUUCCGGGUAUGCGACAACGCAAUCUGUGCCUCAAUCAAAAGAAUCUGAUAUAUCUUGUUUGUCUCCUGAAUUGUUGGUUAAUCGGGAAAGCGAUGUACAAGUCGAGCCAGUACCUUCUGACGAGAGCUUCAUAAAUACUCGUCUUUAUCCUGUAACUACAGUUACCAAUAUAACAAGUAUGAAGGAUGCGUUCUUAUGCGAUUCCGAUGAUUAUGGACCAAUGGGUGGUGGCAAAUUCCAACUCCAAACAGAGGACCAAAUCAGCUCAGAUCUGAGUAUUCUCGAUUUUGGAGAACAACUACUGACUUUGGAACCACCUCUCUCCGAAAACGACUACUCGUUCUCGUUAGGCACUGAGGAGGGUCUUUCGGAUCUCUUCGAUUUUAAAUUCUAGGAAUAUCAUCGUUUAUUGCACGAGCGUUCGUGUUUUUUUGAGCUGUCCCUCAUGCUCAAAUGGACGGAAUUGCUUCGUCAGUUUUACAAUGCGCCUUCGUGUUAUGCAGUGGUGAUUGGCAGUUUCGUUCCGCGCGUCGAUCUUCGUAAAGAAUCACGAGCAUGCAAAAUGCUUUCAUUUAUUUAUUAUUUCUCUAAACAAAUAGUUUUCUAUCUAAAACUUCUUUUCUGUAUAAUUUGUAUUUAUUAUAAGUACAAGAAACAUUUCAAAUUAAAACGAAUUUUUUAACCAGAUAGACACGCCAGACAUAAUUUCGUGAAUUUUAUCUCAAAGAAACCAAAGACAAAUCAUAUAGGUGCAAAUUAUGUCGGAUAAAUUAUAUAUUCCGUAAAACAAUUUUAUAUAAUAAACUGAUUUUAUUAUUA